Messenger RNA from Brugia pahangi, 498 nucleotides. The record is from the annotation of a GenBank genome assembly. NCBI's taxonomy places the organism in Eukaryota, Metazoa, Nematoda, Chromadorea, Rhabditida, Onchocercidae.
AUGCACAACAACAGCGAAGAAGAAAUGGCACCACAACAACGAAAGAGUUUCUGUACUCGUUGUCCUGCGACUCCCGCGAAGAGCAAUCGUUUCGACAGUCCUUUCAGAAGUCCCUAUGCUCCUGCAACAUUUCCAUAUUAUGCGUCCCAUCCGUCUUUCCGCUAUAGAUCAUCUUAUCAACAAAAACGACCUUACAUCAGUUUAUCCGCUCCGGCUUAUUCAGUAAGCAGUCUCACCAACGCCCAACAUUGUCCAAAUUGGCUUGGUCCAUCGAGAGCAUUCUCGCCAUAUAUCUAUAAAAAUCCACAAAACAUGAUACAAGAAUGUGGUGAUUCUUUCACAACUACUCCCAGCUACAGGCGUCACAAUAAUAACUCAAGAACGGCAUGUCUUGCUGAACAGUUUGAUGUCAAUGAUUAUGUGAUACCGGCUAUGACAUCUAAUCCGUGGGCGAAGUUAGAAGAAUUUUAUGCUAAUCGUCGAUUUGAUGAAAAAUGA